This is a messenger RNA of Dromiciops gliroides (monito del monte), 1849 nucleotides long. RefSeq names its product Wnt family member 6 (gene WNT6). Gene Ontology annotation, biological process: neuron differentiation; multicellular organism development; canonical Wnt signaling pathway. Gene Ontology annotation, molecular function: frizzled binding; cytokine activity. The transcript is spliced from 4 exons. Gene Ontology annotation, cellular component: extracellular region. The record is from RefSeq and is a predicted model, not a curated record. Lineage: Eukaryota; Metazoa; Chordata; Mammalia; Microbiotheria; Microbiotheriidae. The coding region runs from base 179 to 1282 and encodes 367 amino acids.
CUCCGCCUCUGCCUCUCCCUUCACUCCCGGGAUGGGGUUGGAAGUUGUAACCGCUGCCGCCAGGCUGCCCCGGUGCUCCCCCUGAAAGCCCGGGAUCCCCUCGGCCCAGCCUCGCCAGCUCGCUCUCCGGGUUCUAGCUCUCCCGCCCCUCUCCAAAAGCCAGAUCUCAGCCGUCGAGAUGCUGCGGCCAGCUCCGACUCGGCUAGGACUUGUCCUGCUUUUGCUCUGUCCCGCCCACGUCGGCGGGCUCUGGUGGGCUGUGGGCAGCCCCCUGGUCAUGGACCCCACCAGCAUCUGCCGGAAGGCUCGGCGGCUAGCAGGACGGCAGGCAGAGCUGUGUCAGGCUGAGCCUGAGCUGGUGGCGGAGCUGGCACGGGGUGCCCGGCUAGGUGUAAGGGAGUGCCAAUUCCAGUUCCGAUUCCGACGCUGGAACUGUUCCAGCCACAGCAAGGCCUUUGGGCGAAUCCUGCAGCAGGAUAUUCGGGAGACAGCCUUCGUCUUUGCCAUCACGGCAGCUGGGGCCAGCCAUGCAGUGACCCAGGCCUGCUCUAUGGGAGAGUUGUUGCAGUGUGGCUGCCAAGCCCCCCGUGGACGGGCCCCAUCCCGGCCCCCUGGGCUCCCCAACCUCUCUGGGACUCCGGGCCCUCCAGGCCCUGGGAGUUCCCUGGAUGGCAAUGCAGCCUGGGAGUGGGGGGGCUGUGGGGACGACGUGGACUUCGGGGAUGAAAAGUCCCGGCUCUUCAUGGAUGCUCGCCACAAGCGGGGACGGGGUGAUAUCCGGGCCUUGGUGCAGUUACACAACAACGAGGCUGGACGGCUGGCGGUGCGGAGUCACACGCGCACGGAAUGUAAGUGCCACGGCCUCUCGGGCUCCUGCGCCCUUCGCACCUGCUGGCAGAAGCUGCCCCCGUUCCGGGAGGUGGGAGCCCGGCUGCUGGAGCGCUUCCACGGAGCCUCCAGGGUCAUGGGCACCAACGACGGCAAGGCCUUGCUGCCGGCUGGCCACACCCUCAAGCCCCCCGACCGCGCCGACCUGCUCUACGCCGCCGACUCGCCCGACUUCUGCUCGGCCAACCGGCGGACAGGCUCCCCGGGCACGCGGGGCCGCGCCUGCAACAGCAGCGCCCUGGACCUGAGCGGCUGCGACCUGCUGUGCUGCGGCCGGGGCCACCGCCAGGAGAGCGUGCAGCUCGAGGAGAACUGCUUCUGCCGCUUCCACUGGUGCUGCGUGGUGCAGUGUCACCGCUGUCGCGUGCGCAAGGAGCUCAGCCUCUGCCUGUGACCCGGACAAGCCCCUGCCCCGCGCCCCUGAGCCUCGGUGGGCCGAGGUGAGAGACGGCCACAUCCUGGCAGAGACCGUGGCCUCGGGCCGGCCUCAGCAAGGGAGAACUUGGGCGAAGGACAGCUGGGUUCCCGGAUCCUCGUGGCCCAUUGUUUAGGGGCAGAAACGGAUACAGAAGGGGAAAGGGACUGUCGAGAGACAGCUACCUGGGUGCCAAGGAUGGUGUGUGAUGCUGUGGAUGGCUGUCCUGCUCAGUUCUAACUGACUCUUCCUUCAACAUCUCCGGAUAAAGAUGGAGUUUGGAUAGUGGAUCAGGGUAAUCUUCAAGCACUGCCUGGGGAAUGGGAGGAAGCCAGAAAAACUAAAGGGAUCGACACUGGAGGAUGGGGUACCCUAAUGACAAGGGUUGCUGAGGGCACCAGCAGGUGUCAAGGGGGUGAUUUUGGUACUAAUAAAAUUAUUUAAAGCAAAUACUCAGCUGGGGAUCUGGGGAGAGAGGCCGGUAUCUCUAGGCCCAAAUUCUAGGAAGGAACACAGAAACAUAGUGUCGAACUGGGAAGGGGGAAG